Monopterus albus (swamp eel) is the source of this 3906-nucleotide messenger RNA. Its product is annotated as desmoglein-2-like. The transcript is spliced from 14 exons. The record is from RefSeq and is a predicted model, not a curated record. Gene Ontology annotation, molecular function: calcium ion binding. The coding region runs from base 1 to 3525 and encodes 1174 amino acids. Gene Ontology annotation, cellular component: plasma membrane; desmosome. Lineage: Eukaryota; Metazoa; Chordata; Actinopteri; Synbranchiformes; Synbranchidae. Gene Ontology annotation, biological process: homophilic cell-cell adhesion.
AUGGCUAACCACAAGAGAAGGUGUUUUCACUUUCAGAGCGGUAUACGGGCCGAUGAGGACCAUUCUACUAUGCUUUUCCACUCUCCCCGGGCUGUUGCUGUGGUUUGGGCCAGUUCUGGAGACAAUCUGGUAAGAAAAAAAAGAAUCUGGAUUCCCCCAGCAAAACCACUGGAGGAAAAUAUAGACAACACUCAGAAGGACUAUAUUACCAAGAUUUUUUCAGAUUUUGAUGAUGGCACAGGGAAUAUUAAGUACUCCCUGGAAGGCAUUGGUGCUAACCAAGAGCCCAGAAACGUGUUUACAGUCAACUCUAAAAGUGGACUAAUUCGUGUGACCCAAGUGCUUGACAGGGAGUUCAUUGAUACAUACAAUCUCUUGGGUGUUGCCAGGUUCAGGGAUGAUGACAGGCUGGCAGAGAAGAAAAUUGACAUACGACUCAAGGUUUUGGAUCAGAAUGACAAUGCUCCAGUGUUUGGAGUCAUGAAGGCCGGGGAGGUGGCUGAGCUCAGUCCUGCAGGAACAUCAGUUAUGAAAGUCAUUGCAACUGAUGCUGAUGAACCAGGGAAUGAGAACUCUCAGAUUGCCUACUCCAUCAUAGCCCAGAGUCCAUUCAACGACAUGUUCUAUAUGAGAAGUGAUGGGACUGUCUUCGUCAACAAGCCUUCCCUAGACAGAGAGAAAGUAGAUCAAUACAUUCUGACAGUGAGAGGUCAAGACCUCAAUGGCAAACCAGGGGGAAACAGUGGAACUGGCACCGUUACUAUUAACAUCCAAGAUGUGAAUGACAACCUUCCGACUUUGGAAAAAGAGAAGUAUGAGGGCAGCAUUGAGGAAAACACACAGGGUGUGGAGGUGAUGAGACUCAAAUCUCAGGACCUGGACCUGAAGAACACAGACAACUGGGAAGCUGUGUAUGAUAUUGUCAAAGGCAAUGAGGCUGGGUACUUCAGCAUUAGAACAGAUCCCGUCACCAACGAGGGAAUCCUAAUGCUGGACAAGGCUGUGGAUUAUGAAGAUGUGAAGGAUCUUGAUCUAGGAAUAACUGUGAGGAACAAGGCUCCACCAUAUGAUGGAUCUAGUGUAUAUUCAGGGGGUGGUAUAAGUUUUGGAGGUGGAGCAGGGGGAGCAGGAGGAGCAGGGGGAGCAGGUGGAGCAGGAGGAGCAAGUGGAGCAGGAGGAGGAGGUGGUGCCGGUGCAGGAGGUGCAUCUGGAGGAUCAUCAUGGCAAAGUGUGACCACAUAUAAAACCUAUCCAGUCAAAAUCAAUGUGAAGAACCAGGUUGAGGGGCCACAUUUUGACCCCAAAGUCAAAGCUAUUCCCAUCUCAGAGGGAGGCCACUCCAUCAAUAUUAACAAUGCUAUUGCCCGCUAUGCUGCAAUAGAUGGAGACACUGGGAAACAAGCUGAGAAUGUCAGGUAUGCCAAAGGCUCAGACCUUGACAACUGGCUAACCAUCGACCCAAAGACCGCUGACAUCAAACUGAACAAGAUGCCUGACAGAGAAUCUCCAUUCCUGGUCAAUGGGACAUAUUUUGCUAAAAUACUCUGCAUUUCAGAAGACAUGCCUGAUAAAACAGCCACUGGCACCAUAGCCAUCCAGGUGGAAGAUUUUAAUGAUCACUGCCCCACCCUUACCAGUAACAUCCAGACUAUGUGUACCACACAUGAUGCUGUUACUGUGAGCGCUGCAGAUGCGGAUCCAUUCCCUAACGGGCCUCCUUUUGACUUCGUCAUCAUCCAAGAGGGCACUCAGGGCAAAUGGCAGGUUGAGCAUCUCAAUGACACUGCAGCUAUCCUGAGGGCCCAGGAGCACCUGUGGCCUGGAGUCUAUGAAGUGGAAUUCAGUGUGAAGGAUGAGCAGGGCCUGGCCUGUCCAGAACCACAGAAAGUCAAGGUCCAAGUCUGUACCUGUGAGGAUGGAGUAGCAUGUGGAAAACGAGAUGACAGCAAAGAAACAAAGUUAGGACCUGCGGGCAUCGGGCUGCUACUGCUGGGCCUGCUGCUCUUACUACUCAUUCCUCUGUUGCUGCUCUUCUGCCAAUGUGGGAGUGGUGCAGGUCUACCAGGGGGUUUUACUGAGAUGCCUUUUGAUACCAAAUCACACCUCAUCAACUACCGCACUGAGGGCCAAGGAGAGAAUGCAGAGGUGCCACUGAUAAACAUGCCAACACAGGUGGAUGGGAAUGGUUUCAAAAUGAGGGAUAGUGGUGCCUCAGCAAUGGUGAAGUCUGUCGCUUCCAUGGAUGGGAUAAAUGAGGCCCAGUAUUCAGGUGGUUUUGCUGGUGGCCAAAUGGAAGAAGCAUGGGCAAACAGGAACCAGUGGAACAUCGGUGGCUCCUACCAUACGGCUAGGUUUGAGGACAGGGGAGCAGCAGGAGGAGGUGGCGGAGGAAUUUAUGAUGGCAUAGCUCUGCCAGACCACUUCCUUGGACAGUACUACACUCAGAAGGCCAAUGAAAAUGAGAACCUUGGAUUUAAGGAAAGUCUCCUGGUGUAUGACUAUGAAGGCCAGGGCUCCUCUGCCGGCUCAGUGGGCUGCUGCAGCCUCCUGGAGUCUGACAAUGACCUGCAGUUCCUCAAUGACCUUGGACCAAAGUUCAAGACCCUUGCAGAGGUGUGUGGAGGGAAGACCAUCUCAACUGAAGUCAAACAAGCUUUCACUCCCCUGCCCAGUUCCUCCAUGAACACUCAGACCUCAAUAUCAAGUUUGGUGACUGCUCCACAGUUGCCCGCUCCACCAAAGCUGCAGCCGAUCGUUCCCAAAACAGAGCAGACUGUGGUCAGGGAGACAUCUGAGCAUUCUCAGGUGGUGAACGAAAGCACAGCCACAGUGAGUGGAGGGAUGACCACAGUGAAGGAAGGAAUGGCAAAUCAAGGCCAAAUGCUCUUGCUACAGCAGCCUGUCUACUACACCACCGCCCCUAUGCUUCAGCAGAUGCACUAUGUAGUUCAGCCACAAGUUCAGAACACCGUGUUGCUGGCUGAGGCACCGGCCGCCAACAUGCAGGGCAUGGUAUUAGUUAACGGCACCCAGACUGGACCUGCCCAAGGUGUGGUUGUUCAGGGGCAGACAGUGAUGUCCAGUGGACAAGGCCAAGGUCUUGGCAUGGUGCUGGUGGAGAGGAGUGGAGUCCAGGGUGGUGGUACCAACCUGAUCCAAACUGGAAACCUCUCUGGCUCCCAGGCCAUGAUGGUUGUGGAAGGCAAGGUCCCUGCAGGGUCGAUGAAAGUGCUGAAAGGGAGCCAGACCCAUCUCGUACAGGGAGGUACUCUACAGUCAGGACUUUCAGGAUCUCAGAGAGUCCUGGUGGUUGGAGAACCAACAAGCAGUGGAGGGCAGCUGGUUCAGGGAGCAGGGAGUCUUUCCCAGAAGAGUGAUGUCUCUGGCUCUCAGAGAGUCCUCCACAGCAAGGGCAGUGUGAUCCCUGGAUCUCAAAGUAGUGUGGUGGGUUCUUCUACUACCACAGUAAGCCCAACCCCUACCUACCGCAAGAUAGUGGUGCAGGAGACCAAAGAAAUUCACUGAAUAAGAGAUGAUCAGGACAACAGCCAAUCUUUUCAGUGAUACCACUGAGACUGCUCUUCUGGCCUGGUCCAGCUGGUGAUGGGAUUCAGCUAAUGCUUUUAAUGCAGUGAAUGGAGAGAGGGCAGGUUCCCCAUACUCCCUCUUUUUAAAUUGGACAAUGCAAUUCAUUAUAUCAUGUGUCAUUUAGCACCCACCCCCACCAAACAGCACCCUCCUAAAGGCCCAGGGUCCAAUGUAAAAAAUGUAAGGUAGACAAUGGAAUGGAAAUUACAUAUUAACAAGCCAAUCCCUCCAAACCAUCCCACCCACAAAUACACACCUCUCUGCAUUCUGUACACACACUGAUGUUUUGUUGUUAGUAUGCCAUUCAUCUGUUAACUA